Messenger RNA from Pygocentrus nattereri (red-bellied piranha), 4519 nucleotides. It is a transcript of the gene mafba, whose product is annotated as v-maf avian musculoaponeurotic fibrosarcoma oncogene homolog Ba. The coding region runs from base 629 to 1864 and encodes 411 amino acids. The transcript has a single exon. The record is from RefSeq and is a predicted model, not a curated record. Gene Ontology annotation, cellular component: nucleus. Lineage: Eukaryota; Metazoa; Chordata; Actinopteri; Characiformes; Serrasalmidae. Gene Ontology annotation, molecular function: DNA-binding transcription factor activity, RNA polymerase II-specific; RNA polymerase II cis-regulatory region sequence-specific DNA binding. Gene Ontology annotation, biological process: regulation of transcription by RNA polymerase II.
AGCCGUGAGUUAGUCUACACUGAAUUACUCAGGAGAGAAGAUCUCUGCAGGACAGAGCUGGGGAGAAAACGAAAAAAAAACUGCUGCUCUCUCUCUUUCUCUCUUCCUCUCUGCUCCUUUCUUUACUUCUCCACACGUCCUACCGCUUCUUCACCUCGCUUUGAAGGAUUUAAAGAGUCGCUGGGAAGAAGGGAAGCAACUUUAUUUGUCUUUUUCGUCUCCUUUUUUCGGACGCUUUUGAGUUCGGACACGGACAGCGGAGCCGAGACUGUUGCACUGAUUUUUUCUCUCUUUCUUUCUACCUCUUUUUGACGCGUGACUGUAAGAAAAGACAGAGACGAUGCAAAGUCCGACUUCUUUUGCUGUGCAUUAGAGAAUAGUUGGUGUGUUUUUCUCGCUUUUUGGGCCACUUUUGUUGUUGAAGUAAGAAAGAAAGGAAGGAAAGGAAGGAAGGAAAGAAGGACUCGUCGUUGCAGUGCAGGCUCCAGCAUUGCUUCGCUCCUGGAGGAAAAAAGAAAAAAGAAGAAGGAAAAAAAAAGGAAAGAAAGAGAGGGGAACAGAACCGUGCGCGUGCGCCUGUGCGCCUUUGAGUGUGCGUGAGCCCUGAGUGAGUGAGUGAGUGUGUGUGAUGACCGCGCAGCUGUCCUCGGGGGGCGAGCUGCCCACCAGCCCUCUCGCGCUGGACUACGUGAGUGACUUCGACCUGCUCAAGUUCGACGUGAAGAAGGAGGCUCUCGCGGGUCUCGUGAACGGAGGCGCCGGCAAUAACGGCGGCGGCGGAAACGCGCGCUCGUGCACACGCCUGCCCCAGGCCCAGGGUUCCGUGUCAUCCACGCCCAUGAGCACGCCGUGCAGUUCGGUGCCCAGCUCGCCCAGCUUCAGCCCGGCCGAGCACAAGGGCCACCUCGAGGAGCUCUACUGGAUGGGCGCGAGCUCCGCUGGCGCUGCAGCCGGAGCCAACGGGUACACGCAUCAGCAACAGCAGCAACAGCAGCAUCACCACAUCGACCCCCACGCGCUCGGCCUGAGUCCCGAGGACGCCGUGGAGGCUCUGAUUGGUGCCGUGGGGCACGUGCAGCAGCAGCAGCAACAACAACAACAACAACAGCAGCAGCAGCAACUUCAACUUCAACUUCAGCAGCACUCGGGCUUUGAGAGCUACAGACCUGUCCAUCACCCUCACCCUCACCAUCCUCAUCACCACCACCAUUCUCACCAUCCUCAUCAGUACGUCAUGGGUAUGGACGAGCUGCCGGUGCACUCGCACGCGCUCGUCAACGCGCAGGACCCGGACAGCGGCAGCCCGUCUCCGACGUCUCCGGGAGCGCACGAGCACCAACAUCAUCAGCAACAGCAGCAGCAGCAGCUUCACCACCGCCACCAUCAGCAUCAUCAGCACCACCACCAUCACCACCACGGUAGCGGGCACAGCCACCACGGCGGCGGAGGCGGCGGCAGCAGCGUGGACGAGCGCUUUUCGGACGAGCAGCUCGUGUCUAUGUCCGUGCGCGAGCUCAACCGGCACCUGCGCGGCUUCUCCAAGGACGAGGUGAUCCGGCUGAAGCAGAAGCGCAGGACGCUGAAGAACCGCGGCUACGCGCAGUCCUGCCGCUUCAAACGCGUGCAGCAGAAGCACGUGCUCGAGCACGAGAAGAACCAGCUGCUGCAGCAGGUCGAGCAGCUCAAGCAGGAGGUGGGCAGGCUGGCGCGCGAGAGGGACGCCUACAAGCUCAAGUGCGAGAAGCUGAGCGGUGGAGGAGACGGCGGAGGAAGAGGAGGAGGAGGAGGAGGAAGAUGCCUGAACGGUUUCAGAGAAGCUGGAUCCACCAGCGACAACCCGUCCUCACCUGAGUUCUUCAUGUGAGUGCUGAAGAUCAUUAUGAUGGUCCAUUAUCCAUUCAAUGACUCGAAUAAUAAUAACAACAACAAUAAUAAUAAUACUAAUAAUAAUGAUGAUGAUGAUAACGCGGCUGAUCUAUAUCAAUAGUAGAGGAGUGACAAUAAUAAUGAUGAUAAUAUGUUAAUCAGCUCUAUACCUGGCAUCUCCAAUACAAAGAUCAGUUUUGAGGGUCUUUUGUUUCAGUUUUUGUUUGUUUGUUUGUUUUUUAAUCUAAAAAGCAGAGAUGCUGCAGCAUCUUCGCCACUUGUUCUGUUUGUUUGUUUGUUUAUUGUAAACAUGUCAGAAGAGCUUGCUCUGUCUGAUCUUUGUAGCUACAGUUUGUUUUGUUUUCUUUGAUUUAGAAGAUGCAGCAUCUUCAUAAGUUUGUCUUUCGUUGAUUUUCCUUUUUUUAAGAACUCAAACUCCCUCUGUAGCUUCAGUUGAGAUCAUCUCCUCCCCCUCUUUUUCUCAGAGAGUCUGAUCACAACUAACCUAUCCAGUAUUCACUCUUUAUUACUGCAUUAUUAUUGGUAGCGUUUAUUUUCUCUGGAUCAGAUCAUCCUUUUCUGCAAAAUUGGUCUCGGUUGUUCAGGAAAAAAAACACAAUAUUUAUGCUGAGGGGAGACUUUGGACUCGUAUUUGUUGUUUUUUUUCUUCCCUCUUGGCCCCAAAAGUCAGACUUUGUCAUUAUGCAAAACCUUCAGGGGGUUCCUUUAUGCAACAUCUCAUUUUGGGUUAUUGCCUGCUUGGUUAUAGAAAGAUAUAUAAAUAAAUAUAUAUAUAUAUAAAAAGACAAAAACAAACAAGCAAUCUGCAUUAAAAUAUUAAUCCUGCAUGCUGGACAUGUAUGGUAAUAAUUUCUAUUUUGUACUUUCUCUUUUUUGUCUUUUAUCCUCUCUUUCUCUCUUCGUGUAUCUUAAAUAGCAUGUUGUUGAUCUUGAGCUUUCCUCAUUGCUGUUUCUCGGACUUUAAGAGAGAUGAACUGGUGACCCAUAUCAGGACUGUUUUGGGGGUUCGUUUUGGGCUUGUAAAUACAUGCAACAGCAAAAAGAAAACAGCAAAAACAUACACAACUAAAUUUUAAACAGAAGAUAAAAUCUAGGAAUUGAUUGUUUUUGAUGCUUUCGUUGGAUUUUGGGUUUUUUUUUUUGGGGGGGGGGGGGUGAUUUCUGCAAACGGGCAUUUUUGCAGUUGCAUCUAACAAACUUUGUAUAUUAAGUGCACUUUUUUGAUAGUGAUUUUCAUUUUUGAGGGUUUUUUCCUCUUUUCUUUCUUUCUUUCUUUCUUUCUUUUUUUUUUGCAGACCGCCCUCAAGGAAGACGUAACAGAAGCGCACACUCACACACGCGCAAGUACGCAGUGCGUAAAAGCAGCGAGGUCUAAUUCACGAGGCCGCGGAGUUAAAGGGACGUUGCGUUCAAGUACACACAGUUAGAGCCCUUCAGGAGUGCGCGAAUGUAGUGUAGGUCACGAGUAAGGCAGCCGUUGCGCUAUGGAGCCGUGCGUAAUGUGCCAUGGAAACAUGCGUAAAGCGCUAUAGCUUACUGUAUUACACGUUAUGUGCCACGGCGCCAGUCGCCAUGUGACAUACGUUACGUGCAGUGCGCUUUGUGCCAUGCGUCACAUUCCACAGACCCAUGCGUUUUGCACCAAAUGUUCUGCGCCAUUCUUUUUGCGCUAUGCGUCUCGGACCGUGGACCAAUGCGCGACGCGCUAUAGCAGCUCUGUUUUGUGCGCUUUCAUUUCAUUUGCUUCGUGUCUGGCAGAACAGAAGCACAUUUGCAUAAUCCAUAUAUAAUCUGACCAAUAUCUAGACCCAUAGGUCGCAUCAUUUUACUGCUAGGAGUUAAUCACACACUUUUACGCACGAUUUGCUUUUAUCAGCUCGCUUUGUUUUCCCGCCGGUUUCAUGUACUGAACACUAUUAUUUUGGGAGUAAAAAUCAAUUGUAUCAAAUCAAUUAACAUCUUACUUAGGAGGGCAUUUGAAAUUAAGGGGUUUGGGUUCAAUUGCUUCAAUACGGAAACUGCGCAUGAGUUUCAGUAGAAAGUAUAAGCGAUCACUUGUUUAUGUUGUUGUUUUUCUCUCUCUCUUUUUUGUUUUAAAUGUUUUCCUUUAUUUUUUUCUGCCGGUCAGUAAAAAAAGAGGGAUUCAGGUUUUGCAAGAAAAAUCUCAAUUGCAAAUGAAUAUGUAUGUCAUAUGUUAUGUUUUUUUUUUUUUCUGUUUAUUAUUAUGUUUCUGGAGAUUCUGGUUCUGCUGGCCAGAUGCAUAGUUAUGGUUUUAUUUUUAAUGAUUAAAUUAACAAACUGUCAGAUCAUAUUGAAUAAGCAUGGUGCUUGCAUUUAAGAAUUAUUGUUAAAAAAGAGAAAAAAACGUCAUGCAUUUAAACAAUCUUUUGGUUUGUUACUGAUUCAACUGUGUUGAAAUCAAAGCGAAACUGCAGCAGCGGUGUUAUUGUUCUCUGGUUAGUUCAUUUCAUGCAUUAUGGGGAUCAAUUUUCAAUCCUGUUUAUAUAAAUGAGAAAAAAAAAAAAGUUAAAUUUGGACUGUUCCAUUCAGGCUGGUUUCUGUUUUGUCUUAUUUUUGUUGUUUUUGGAAGAAAUGGUUUCCUAUUUUGCUUAUUAAAGUCAUUGAAAUGGCA